This is a messenger RNA of Linum trigynum, 926 nucleotides long. The record is from the annotation of a GenBank genome assembly. Lineage: Eukaryota; Viridiplantae; Streptophyta; Magnoliopsida; Malpighiales; Linaceae.
CUAAGAUAGACUUGAGAAAGGAGCUGUGCGCUCUCCUCAGGCUGCGGGGGAUGUAGCUAAUCACUCGGCAACCAUGAGAGAUCGGGGCAAUUCCCGUAAGACGGCUGACAGCUCGGUGGUCGCUGAUGAGGCGGCUGGGAUGGAGGCAGUGCACCAGGGGGAUCGGAUUCGCAAGGGGAAGAUGGUGCGGGUGGAAGAGGAGUCGGAGGAAUAAGAGCCACCUUAUACGAGCUUGGCCGCUGGAUUGGUGGACUCAUAUGCCAUUAUGUCGGAUGAACCUGCGUGUCCGUUUGAAAUCCGGGCUCGGGCUCCCCCUUUGAUGGAAUCGGCUUGUCAACCAGCCGGGCCGGGCCGGGUUAGGCAGGUGAUCCAAGCUUUCGAGGCUGUGACUAUGGCGGGUGGCCCUAGGAGUGAGAUGAAGGAGAAUGUGAUCCCUCCCUCUUUCAAUGAGUAUGGCUCGAACAAGGAACUGUUUGGGAUGGGCGGCCGGAAGCGUUCGUGGGAGGAGAUUAUGGGGGAGGGUGAGGAAAACCCGACGCUGAAAAAACAGUUUGUGGAGGAAGUCGAUGAGGAUACUCUGAAGUCUGUGGAGGAAGCCAGCCGGGAAUGGCCCCAGACGGAUAAAUGAAGAUUUUGGCUUGGAAUGUGAGAGGAAUUGGACCCUCCCUCACGUUCCAAAUUGCUGUGGGUCUUGUUCGGUAGAAUAAACCGGAUCUUGUUUUCUUUUCGGAAACUCGAUCUCGUAGGCGUGUCGUCUCACGUCGUUUGCGGGGACUAGGUUUUCAGGUUUCAGAUUGUUAUUUCGUGGAUGCAGUUGAUGCCUCUGGUGGUCUAGUUGUAGCUUGGUCCCCUGAAGUUGAUGCUUCGGUGUUUUUUCAUUCGGAUUUUGCUAUUUGUACUCGUAUUAAUGAAAUGAAUUUUUCUUA